CGGCGGUUACAUUAAUAUUUUCUAAUACGAGGAACGCGUGUUUCGCCAGCUGUUGCUUGUUUACCUUUUUUAAAUUUAAUAAAACUUAAUUAAUUAAACUUAAUCCAACCCACCGAAAUGUCCACAAAUGCUACGAUAGACUUGGCCCUGGAUCGGGUGGACUGGCGGGAUCUGACCGCCCAUCCGGGACACCUGCCCCGCAUCUACACACCCGGCGAGGUGCUGAUGCCGGAAGCGGGUUUCAUGCGCGGACAUGGCACCUUCGUGGAGGACGAGGUCAUCAAGGCUUCGGUGGCAGGAGUGAUCGAGAAAGUCAACAAGCUGAUCUCACUGCGUCCGCUCAAGAGUCGCUAUGUGGGCGAGAUUGGGGAUGUGGUAGUGGCCCGCGUCAUCGAAGUGCAACAGAAGCGUUGGCGUGUUGACACGAAUUCCCGGCUCGAUUCCAUGCUCCUGCUGUCGUCGGUGAAUUUGCCAGGUGGUGAGCUCAGAAGGAGAUCCGCCGAGGACGAGCAGAUGAUGAGGCGAUACCUAGAUGAAGGAGAUCUCAUCUCCGCGGAAGUGCAGAACAUCUUCGAAGAGGGCACCCUCUCCCUCUACACACGCAGUUUAAAGUACGGAAAACUGUCGCAGGGCAUCCUGGUCAAGGUCUUCCCGGCCCUCGUAAAGCGCCGCAAGAUGCACUUUCACAACCUGCCCUGCGGCGCCUCCGUGAUCCUUGGCAACAAUGGCUACAUCUGGAUAGCGCCCACCAAGGCUCAGGAACAGGAGGGCGGCGAAGGUGGUUUCGCGCAAAACCUAAACGAACACGUGCCUCGCAGCGAACGGGAAGUGAUUGCCCGGCUGAGGAACUCUAUCCUGGCCCUGGCCAAGUGCAAACUAAUGAUCUACGACACCAGCAUCCAGUAUGCCUACGAAGAGUCCCUCAAGUACGAGGCCCACGAGCUGCUCCAGCAGAACGUCAUCUACGACAUAGGCGAGCAGACGCAGGCGCGGUUAAGGGAUUCCGACGAAUAGUGUUUCAAAUUAAAAAGCAUUAAUAAAUUUAUUUUUAAGCAAAUUAAA
Molecule: messenger RNA, 1062 nt
Organism: Drosophila kikkawai
Lineage: Eukaryota; Metazoa; Arthropoda; Insecta; Diptera; Drosophilidae
Gene: Rrp4
Product: exosome complex component Rrp4
Biological process (GO): TRAMP-dependent tRNA surveillance pathway; poly(A)-dependent snoRNA 3'-end processing; exonucleolytic trimming to generate mature 3'-end of 5.8S rRNA from tricistronic rRNA transcript (SSU-rRNA, 5.8S rRNA, LSU-rRNA)
Cellular component (GO): nuclear exosome (RNase complex); cytoplasmic exosome (RNase complex)
Molecular function (GO): RNA binding
Source: RefSeq, a predicted model, not a curated record